This is a messenger RNA of Cynocephalus volans (Philippine flying lemur), 1383 nucleotides long. It is a transcript of the gene SELENOF, whose product is annotated as selenoprotein F. Gene Ontology annotation, molecular function: oxidoreductase activity. The transcript has 5 exons. Gene Ontology annotation, cellular component: endoplasmic reticulum lumen. The record is from RefSeq and is a predicted model, not a curated record. NCBI's taxonomy places the organism in Eukaryota, Metazoa, Chordata, Mammalia, Dermoptera, Cynocephalidae.
GAUCUCCUUUAAGCUUUCAUAUGCCCGUAGUUAAUACCCGUCUCUGCGUAAUAAAAGAUUUGAUGGUGGCGGUCUCUGGCCGCCUGUUUUGGAUCAGGCUCUGGAGUGGACGCCCCUAGCUCAAGGGUCUUCUGGGCAGCCGGAGACCUACAGAAACUGGUAACGAUGGCGGCUGGGCAGGGUGGGUGUCUUCUGCCGGCGUUUGGGCUGCGGUUACUGUUGACGACUGUGCUCCAAGCGGUGUCUGCUUCCGGGGCAGAGUUUUCAUCAGAGGCAUGCAGAGAGUUAGGCUUCUCUAGCAACUUGCUGUGCAGCUCUUGUGAUCUUCUUGGACAGUUUAACCUGCUUCAGCUGGAUCCUGAUUGCAGAGGAUGCUGUCAGGAGGAAGCACAAUUUGAAACCAAGAAGCUGUAUGCAGGAGCUAUUCUUGAAGUCUGUGGAUGAAAAUUGGGGAGGUUCCCUCAAGUCCAAGCUUUUGUCAGGAGUGAUAAACCCAGACUAUUCAGAGGACUACAAAUCAAGUAUGUUCGCGGUUCAGACCCCGUGCUAAAGCUUUUGGACGACAAUGGGAACAUUGCUGAAGAACUCAGCAUCCUCAAGUGGAACACAGACAGUGUAGAAGAAUUCCUGAGUGAAAAGUUGGAACGCAUAUAAAUCUAUCCUUUUGUUACUUUAUCAAUGAAAUAUUAACAGCACCUAGAAAAUAAUUUAGCUUUGCUUGCUUCUAUCAAUCAGUCUUUUAGUGUGAGGCAUUAAAGAUCCAAUGAGAAGUUGAAAUGUUAGCACAGCCCAUGAUAUCUGAGUUGGCAAGCUUAACAAAAACCUGUUUUUGUACAUUUCCGUCCUCCUGCAUUUGUUGAUACCACCAACAAAAUGCUUUGCAGCAGACUUGUGGUUAAUUAUGCAAAUGAUAGUUUGUGAUAAUUGGUCCAGUUUUACGAACAACAGAUUUUUUAAUUAGGGAGGUUAAUAAGGGAGAUGAUUAUUAUGCCUCAUGUGCUGUGUGCUCUUUGAAAGUAGUGACAGAAAACUACAAAGCAAGUAAGAUAUAUUGAGCCUCAACAGAUCGCCUGCUCCCCAGUGUCUCUCAUAUUUUUGUAUUACCCAACUUUCUUUCUAAUAGAAAUGUUAUUUAUAGUUUAUAGUGAAUACACUGCAUAGAAACUUUGUGGCUUCAUUGUUGUAAACCAGAUUCAAGAUCUUCUGUAAGAGUGAGACAUUCACAAAAAUUUGCAUUAAUGAAGACUACACAGAAAACCUUUCUGAGGAUUUGUGUGGAUCAGAUAUUUGGCAAAUUAUUGUGUUUUACAUUCUUACAGAAAAGACCAUUUAAAAAUGAUCAUUUGUAAAACCAAGAUAUAAAUAAAAAGUUUCAAAAAUCCA